AUGGGUUGUGCAGGGAGUCAGCAGCAAAAACCUCGUAGCAAUCAAAAUAUACGUACAAAAGAUGAAGGUGUGGGACCCACCGAACCCUUUGGUGCUCAAAACGGGGACGAAUUUCGUUCGUGCGAGCUCUCCACCGUCGAAAGACCGAUACGACUGGCUUCACCAGGCUCGCUGAGUCGGCUUGAAGCGCAACAAAAUUGCAGAGAGACAUCACACCGACGCAGAAAGGCUUCAAAAAUCAGUGGGAAGGACAACUUUUAUUUUUCCCACUGUAGCGUAGGGGGCAACGGGCGAUCGAAGAGUAGAGGGACUUAUAAACUUGCAAGCCAAGAUACCUUUGCUGACGGGGAGAUGACUUUAACCAUUCUUAGCAAUUCCAGCUCCCCCCAGCUGCUUCGUAUCCAGCCGUCAGAGCGGGCACAACAGGGUGAUGGGACGUGGGAAUGGUGGUAUGAACAAGUGGAGAAGCUGCUUGUGACCAAGGACUGUAACUCGCGUACAAGGCUUCAGGACAUCCCCAACCGCCUGACAAGGCAAUACGAUGCGGACAAAGAGCAUGUGGAGCUGGACCUGAGUUGGUGUUUUAUGGAACGUUCUGCCCCGUAUGUUCUGAGUCGCCUUCUUGCAAGUCCUUAUCUGGUGGAAAUUCGAUGGGUUACAGCCUUGCGGCUCGACGGCAACUACUUCACAGAUGAUGGAUUCGGAAGCAUGCUGGAGGUAAUGAGUACCGUAAAUGAAACGCAACUGACUUUGCCCCUUUUAAGGCAUCUGUAUCUUAAUAAUAUGAACCUUGACCAUCAUAGCCUUCAUGGGAUUUUGUUUUACUUGUUUCCAGUGGACGAUGCCUGCUACCCUUCCGUGGGUUUGACUUCCGAUAGCCGAGCGAUCGCAGGAAGAGCGUUUGGAAAGCCCCCAAAGGCGUAUUUGCCCUUCAACAGUGCCCCACGUAUCGCUCUGUUUCCAUCGCUGACAGUACUCAGCUUGUGCGAUAAUCCUGGGAUCGGGAACCUCGGUCUCAUAGAGUUGUUAAGGUGUUUUCUUGCAUCACAUUACGAGCAUCGGGUCCUGCCUGUGCUCGACAUGUCUCGCUGUGGCAUCGAUGAGGUGGGUGCAAGAUGUAUUCGUGAAUAUAUUGAGAAGCUCCCACUCGCAGUGGAGGAAAACCGUCCGGUGGUGACCACCCAGCGCAUUGUGCUGUAUGGAAACAGGCACAGUGCUGAUCGCGUAGUUGCCGCCGCCACGGACGAUUCGCCGUACGAUACUGCGAGUGUUGUGGGAUAG
Trypanosoma brucei brucei TREU927 is the source of this 1281-nucleotide messenger RNA. RefSeq lists its product as hypothetical. Bases 1 to 1281 code for a protein of 426 amino acids. The transcript has a single exon. NCBI's taxonomy places the organism in Eukaryota, Euglenozoa, Kinetoplastea, Trypanosomatida, Trypanosomatidae. The record is from RefSeq and is a predicted model, not a curated record.